AUCAUCGUACGAGCUGAUCUCGAUAACUACCCACAUCUAUCAACCAUGAAGUGUUACAUUGCUAUCGCCCUUUUGGCUCUCUUCGCUGUAGCUUUCGCUGCAGAACAACCCGCUGAAUCCGAAAAGAUCGAGCCAGUGGUGAGCGCAGAACCCCAGGAUGCACCAAGGGACAAGAGAGGUCUGCUGCUGGGAUACACUGCUCCAGUUGCAUACACUUCGUAUGCAGCACCGGUCGCUUACAGUGCCAGUUACAGUGUGCCUUAUGCCUACCGCACCUACCCCACCUACCCCUACUACAGCUCUUACUACCUGGGUUAAUUUCAAUCAACCGAAAUAUACGAUUGACGUACUUUUGUGAUCAAGACUUGGACAACGACCAUGGCAUUCGCAUGGACACUCAACGAAGUCGUUUAUACUAUUCUAGUUUAAGUUAAUUCUGAACACACCCACCUUUGUUGAUCGAAAUUUUCUACGAUUUUCUAACAUUUGUCGUCUUUGGAUACGCGUACAUUUCGAUACAGAGCAAUAUUGUAAAUAAGAAUGCUAAAUAUAAAAGUUAAUUAUGUUUAAAUUAUCUUGUACUUUUUACCCAUUCCUAAUAUCCGUUCCUUGCGAAACAAAGU
Messenger RNA from Osmia bicornis bicornis, 623 nucleotides. RefSeq lists its product as uncharacterized. The record is from RefSeq and is a predicted model, not a curated record. Bases 46 to 318 code for a protein of 90 amino acids. Lineage: Eukaryota; Metazoa; Arthropoda; Insecta; Hymenoptera; Megachilidae. The transcript has 2 exons.